AGGACGUGCCCAUGUGUCGAUAAUCGUCCAACAAAAUGGAAGCUGUAAGCGCCGCAGCAUCCAUCGUGACGCUGGUUGCUCUUGCCAAAGAGAUUUCGACUCUCGCGACAGACCUCCUCCGUGGCAUUCACUCCGGACCAAAAGAGCUAGCACGAGUGCACAAUCAGACAUGCCUAGUUGUCCUAGGACUCCAUUGUCUAGAAAAGAUAGCAAUCGAUACUGGCUGGAGAGAUCUCCUCGAGCCGACAGAGAUAUGGGUCCUACGCCAGACCCUCACUGUGGCCAAGCACAACAUGAGCGCUAUACGUGAGGACUGCGGGAUGCUCUGCGGGAAACCAUCGGGGUUGAAGUGGCGGCUUGCAUGGACUUUGUUCGAGCGAAGGAAAGUGGAGGAGUACUUGUUGCAUUUGCAACAGACGGAGAGCAGUCUCGGCGUUGUUCUGCAAUUCAUUAACAUGAAAGCUUCCUUCAAAGCGUACUCGGAGACCGAAAAGCAGUUCAACAAGAUCAAAAAUGCCAUUCAAGACCUCCAUACGGAGCAGCAACUUCAGAAACGCGCCUCAAUCUCCAGAGCGGAUCACAGUAACCUCAUGCCACAGAGUAAUGAGCCCUUGACGCCCUCGCGGUAUAUCAACACCAAUAGACUAUCCGAGUUCUGGAAGUGGCUCCUUGCCUGUGAGUUCUUCGUCCUGAUCACUACCAACGGCUCGCAUAAGAACUACGGCUGCUACGCAAGAGUCUCACUACCUACGCUAGUUGGAGGAAUGGCAAUCAUAUUGUCGCUGUCGGUCAGGCGUCACGGAUCCACCUGGCGCAACCUUGUGGUACUUGGUGGCCGGCUUACUAUAGUGAACUAUGUGUCCGAACAGUCUGCUAUUGUCGUCGCAUGCAUAGAAGGCGAUCUCAUUGCGGUUCGAAAUAUGUUUCGAGAGAAUAAAGCAGCGCCAAGCGAUGUGUCAGACCGAGAGAAGUCUCUCCUUUGGUACGCAACCCGGAGCGGCUCAACGGAGCUUGUAGAAUAUCUCAUCAACGAAGGAACACCAGUAACGUCAGGCGUCCUGCUUGCGGCUGCAUACUGGAGAAGACCCGAGAUCGCAAGGCUGUGCUUGCUUAACGGUGCAGACGUCGAGGCCGUUGGUGACGAUGGCUAUACUGCAGCCUUCUUCUUGUUCGGUUCGAGCCGCAAGUGUGAGCCGCAAACCGAGUUUCUCGAGAUCCUCGCCUGCAAUUCGUUCCAGAACUUCGACGCGCAAGAUGCCUGCGGGUGGACCGCGCUGCACCGCGCAGCCGCAUUCGGAACACGCGAAGACGUAAAAGCCCUCUUAGCGUUGAAAGCUUCUGUUGAUGUUCGGACGUACAACCUGGAAUGGACUCCUCUUUUCUGCGCCGUAUGCUUUGGCAAUUUGGAAACCAUACAAGAACUGUGGGGUUGGUAUGAGAACCCUAGCCAGGUGAAAGACCUACGGCACUGGAACUUGUUGCAUGUCGCGGCUGGGGCUGGGAAACUCAACCCUGUUCCGUUUCUUUUAGAAAACAACGUCGACUUGUGUAGUUUGAGCAGGGCGACUUCGCGGUUCGUGCCACCUUUGCUCGUUGGGCGGCAGGUAACGCCGAGCCUUGUCGCAAGGAGUUGCGGAGGGCACGCAUAUGGGAAAUGGUGCGAAGUCCUGAAUUCCAAAGGCUAUGGGUCGGAUAUAUCUUAUGUAGACAUUGACUGGGACGGCGAAGAGGAGGCGGGUAGAUACGGUGGCUGUGAGUGCUGUGAGUCGUGGGGUUUCUAGGACAGCUCGGCGUGGAGACUUCCCGGUCGCUCCAUCUCCGAGAACGGAAUACGUACAU
This is a messenger RNA of Trematosphaeria pertusa, 1839 nucleotides long. RefSeq names its product ankyrin. Gene Ontology annotation, molecular function: protein binding. Bases 36 to 1781 code for a protein of 581 amino acids. NCBI's taxonomy places the organism in Eukaryota, Fungi, Ascomycota, Dothideomycetes, Pleosporales, Trematosphaeriaceae. The transcript has 4 exons. The record is from RefSeq and is a predicted model, not a curated record.